Messenger RNA from Vombatus ursinus (common wombat), 4834 nucleotides. RefSeq names its product monoamine oxidase A (gene MAOA). The coding region runs from base 101 to 1714 and encodes 537 amino acids. Gene Ontology annotation, molecular function: oxidoreductase activity. The record is from RefSeq and is a predicted model, not a curated record. NCBI's taxonomy places the organism in Eukaryota, Metazoa, Chordata, Mammalia, Diprotodontia, Vombatidae. The transcript has 16 exons.
AGGCUAUAAGAUCGAGGUGCGCGCGACGCCCCGGGGAGACCGCGAGGGGGCGAGGGGAGCGAGACCGAAAUCUCCCAGCGGAACCCACACAGCCGUGAGCAUGGCGUCCUCGGCGAGGUCCACUCCCCCGACCACCAGGAGAUUGGACGGCAUCAACCUCCCGACCAGCAAGUGCGACGUGGUCGUCGUAGGGGGAGGCAUCUCAGGUCUGUCUGCUGCCAAACUGUUGGCCGAAUAUGAAAUUGAUGUUGUGGUUUUAGAGGCACGGAACCGAGUUGGAGGAAGGACUUACACUUUGAGGAAUGACUUUGUUGAUUAUGUUGAUAUUGGUGGAGCUUAUGUAGGACCUACUCAAAAUAGAAUCCUACGAUUAUCUAAGGAGCUGGGUAUAGAGACUUACAAAGUAAAUGUGGAGGAAUGCCUUAUUCAUCAUGUAAAGGGAAAAUCUACAGCCUUCCGGGGAACUUUUCCUCCAGUGUGGAAUCCCAUAGCAUAUCUGGAUUACAACAAUCUGUGGAGGACAAUAGAUCACAUGGGGAAGGAGAUUCCUUCAGAGGCUCCCUGGCAGGCACCUCAUGCUGAAGAAUGGGACAAGAUGACCAUGAAGGAGCUCAUUGAAAAAAUCUGCUGGACAAAAACUGCCAAGCAAUUUGCUUUUCUUUUUGUGAAUGUCAACGUUACGUCUGAACCUCAUGAAAUCUCUGCCCUCUGGUUCCUGUGGUAUGUGAAGCAAUGUGGGGGCACAACUAGAAUAUUUUCUGUCAGCAAUGGGGGCCAGGAAAGGAAGUUUAUUGGAGGUUCUGGUCAAGUUAGUGAAAAGAUCAUGGAACUUCUUGGAGAACGAGUAAAGCUGGAGAAGGCUGUAUCCUAUAUUGAUCAGUCGGGUCAAAGUGUUUUUGUGGAAACGACAAACCAUGACGUAUAUGAGUGCAGAUAUGUAAUUAGUGCCAUCCCUCCAAUCUUGACUUCCAAGAUCCACUUCCGACCAGAACUUCCAUCAGAGAGAAACCAGUUAAUCCAGCGUCUUCCAAUGGGGGCCAUCAUUAAAACUGUGAUGUAUUACAAGGAAGCCUUUUGGAAGAAGAAGAAUUACUGUGGCUGUGUAGUCAUUGAAGAUGAAGAUUCUCCAAUUUCAAUCACUUUAGAUGACUGCAAGCCAGAUGGAACUUUACCUGCCAUCAUGGGGUUUAUCCUUGCCAGGAAGGUUCAUCAACUUGCCACCAUUAGUAAAGAGCUACGGAAGAGGAAAAUCUGUGAAAUUUAUGCGAAAGUAUUGCACUCACAAGAAGCUUUGCAACCAGUGCAUUAUGAGGAGAAGAACUGGUGUGAAGAUCAGUACUCUGGAGGCUGCUACACGGCCUACUUCCCGCCAGGGACCAUGACUCAGUAUGGAAGGGUUAUCCGCCAGCCAGUUGACAAGAUUUAUUUUGCUGGGACAGAGACAGCAACCUAUUGGAGUGGGUACAUGGAAGGAGCAGUGGAAGCUGGAGAAAGAGCAGCUAGAGAGGUGUUGAAUGCCUUGGGGAAGGUGGCAAAAAAGGAAAUUUGGGUACCAGAACCAGAGUCAAAGGAAAUUCCAGCCCUGGCAAUCACCACCACCUUCUGGGAGAGGAACUUACCAUCGGUUUCAGGCCUGCUGAUGGCUCUCGGAGUGUCCUCUUCCAUAAUUGCCCUCUGUAUGAUUAUUUGCAAAUGCAAGAGCUUGGCACGAUAGAUUCUAAAAUUUCAUUUUCAUGCUUUCUGCUUCUUCCUUCCCCAGUAUCAUCAAAAGGAAAACCUGGAAAAAUUAAAUGUGGUAACAUUGGACCCUAUUUUUGUGCACUGGAUUUUACAAGCCAGUUUUUUCCCCUGUCAGUGUUAAAGUCAUCUCCCCCAAAAUUGCACUCAGUCAGUUUCAGUAGGAGCAGGGUCUGUCCCAUCACUUGUAUGUGCCGAUUAACUUGUAUUCAUUGAUAGAAUAAAACCAUAGUGUCAGAUUUUGAAUUUCAGGAAGUUGAAAAUCUCAAGGGAAAGCUUUGAAAGAUCAGAUGCUCAUAAGAAACAAUCACUUACUUCUAUAUUCUGAUUUUUCUCCUUUAAAAAACAAGAGCACCUUAUGAUUUCAUUAAUAAAUUUCUUUUUAAGCUUCUGUCUGCAGUGGCUCCAUAAGUUAAGGAUCAAUCCUAUGAAAUGAUCAUCACAGCAGGGAGGCUGGCCUGAGGGCCAAGUGGCAGUGCAGACUAAACCACUCCUUCCUUCUUUGGGAAUGGGGAGGUUUCUAGAGCCCACUGUUCACAGUGUAUCCUGCAAUGAGCAGGCCUCCUUUCUUAAUCAUUAAAAAAUUAUUUUCUUAAUCAUUUUAAUGUGGUAUACUAGAAAUAAAAACAUUGGAUUAAGGUUUGUGUACAUCUCAUAUACAUCUGCUGUGGGGAAUGCCAUUCCAUUUUCAGUUUCCACAAAUUGUCUUAUUAUCUGGUCUUCUCUGUUGCUGUGUGUGUGUGUGUGUGUGUGUGUGUGUUCCUUUGCUGCUAGAUGUGUGUAUGUGUGUGUAUGUGUGUGUGUGUGUGUAUUUGUUUUCCUUUGCUGCUAGAGAUGUACUCAAAACCUGAGAAGAAUGUAUUUACUGAGGUAUACAGUUUAAAGUGUUUAAGGUAUAUUGAGGUAUACAGUUUAAAGUUGGUUAGGAUAAAGUCUAUGAGUAGAAGCUUACAUUAGUCCAAACCAAGCAUUUUUCUAAAGGCUUAUAAUUAGUAUAUUCUUACAGAUAAAACCAGUAUGCCCCCCAGUACUGCAUGAAAUUCGAGAGAAUCAGUUUAAUCAUUGUCAAAGAAAACCUGAAAUGUGGGUUUGGGGUUAGAAUUGAAACUGGGGGGAGGGGCAUCAGGAACUUCUUUUUUUUUUCCUAUUGCAGCCAUUUUUCACUUAGACCAGAGGUUAAACUUUAAUGCUACUUCUGUUUUCAUAGCACCACUUUCUUCUACAUUAUGAUUAGAUGGUUAUCAAACCAAAUAUUUUGAUGAAAUAAUGUUGCUAAAGAUUCAAAUUGUACUCAUAUAUGGUAACAUUUUUAGAUUUCAGAUUACUAUGUAUUUUCAAAAAUAAUUCUGAAGGAUAUCAAAUAUAAUCUUAUAAAUCAUUCAUCAAAAGAAAAUAGGAAUCAGUGAAAAUUAUGUGACCUUUUAAAUUCAUUUUACUUUAAAGACAGGAAAUCAAGUGGAUUAUAAAUAUCCUUUAUUCUAGAAGUCCAAUAGUACACAUUUCUUCCUCAUGAUGCCAUUUUGCUGUCACAUUUUUGAAAAUUUUCUUAAAUCCUAGGCAGCAUUUCUAAACAUACAGAAGGGAUAUCUUGUUAAUAGUAAUGUGAGGUGGGAGGAGGGGAGAGAAGAAGCCAUCCAGAUAAUAAUUGUAGAAAGUAAUUUAGAAGAUCUUGAAAAGUCACUCAUGGCAAUGUAGUGAGUAUCUAUGUAAAAUAAUUUGUCCAACAUAAGUCCAGGGACCAGUAUGUUUCACUUAAGUAAGUUUUCCAGAUAACUGAAGCUAAACCCUUCAGGUGCCAAAACUUUAAACAAUUUAACUUUUAUCGAGCUCUCUGUCAAGUGAAUAAUGAAACACUUUCAUAUUCUCAUUAAACAAAAAUUUAGAUUUUCCUUGAUUUCUCAGGGUUCCUUUUAUAACCAUUCAUAGUACAUCUGCUCAAUGCCCUUAGAAGCCACAUGUCCCGUCCAGUGGCUGUUCCGUGAUGUGAUUCUUCAGCCUCUCCUGGAUCCUCCUUCACUAUUAUUGUCAUUUGUCAGGGCCAGCUUUGCCCUUCUUUCUCAGUCUACCACGCCUUGUAAACUGAGAAGAACUAUUGGUUGCCAAAGGAAGCUAGGUAGAUUUGAUUUAUUAAAUCCCCACCUUCUUAAAGAGUACUGCUCUAAGGUAGCAGGAAGCCUGGAAGACUCUUCUAAGUAAAAAGCAGCCUUUGGGAUAGUUGUGUAUAGCUGGUAGCUCUGAACCCUUGGCUGGCUGCUUUCAGGUUUUCUGCUGUAUUCCCUGGGUAGAUGGGAUUGCUGUAACCUAGUCAAUCACAGUCACUCCUAGCUCUUCAGUGGAGAACCACUGCUUUAUAGGGCAUGAGGGUCAGAUUUAAUAAUGGCCUAGGGGUGUUAAUACAACUGACUCCCAGGUUUUAACUGCUUCAUCAGUAGGCAGCUGUGGUAUGACAGGGUGGAGAUAGCCUUGACCAAGAUUCAGAAGACUGAUCAGCUCCGUGACUUUGGAACAGUCACUUGCCCUCCCUGGGCCUCAGUUUCCUCCUCUGAAAAAACAAGAGGAACCUUAUUCCCUCUUGUUCUUAGCCAAUCCAUUCUAGUCAGUACAGUUGUCUUAAACUACAGCUUAAAUUAGUCAAAAAAUAAGUGCCAAUCCAGACAUUUUCAUGGAAUCAGCUAUAGGCAAGGACUUACAGAUCAUGUUACCUACCUGAAUAUAGAGAUUGUAAUAACCUUUCCUGGACCAAACGAAUGAAGUCACUUUGAAAAAUCUGAUAGUGUGUUCUCUUAUUAGGCCAUCUACUUCAGAAUUUCCGAGAUUGAAGUAGGAGAACUACAGUAAGAUCUCUAGAAAUGGGUAACAGUUAACUUGAGGUGGUUAUUAACUGUGUUAAUAGAAAAUGUUAACAUACUGUGUUUUAGAAAAACUUUGAAAUUAAGGAUUGGGGAAUGUGUUCAAUUUGUCAGUUUAGUGUCUGAUGUUUUAUGUUUCAAGUUUGCCUCAAAGUUGCGUUAUGUGGAAGUAUGUGUGUGUUCUUUGGCUAUAAAGUAAUAUUUUGCCUUUACUGUCUUGUUUGUUAAUAAAGUAGAAUGAAUAUCAA